ACCACGAUCUCUAAACUACCCCUUUAUGUUUCUCUCUGUCUCUCUCUCUCUCUCUGAACUCCCCCCAAUAUCUCUCUCUGAACCCAACCAAACCUAAACCCAAAAACAAUGGAGAACUCCACCGCUUCAUCAUCAAUCUCCCCACCAUCUUCGUCGCCAAUCACCUUCUCCCCCUCAACCGAACCCGACCCAUCAUCAAACCCACAACCCACCAGCGCCUCCAACAGCCUUACCGCUUUCUCAUCAGAUACAAUGGAGAGCUCAUACCGCUUUCUCUUUUCUUUUCACCUUCGAAGAUAUGAGCUCUUUAAUUUUCUAUUCGUUGAUAUUAUUAAAAAUAAUUGCAGGAAAGUUUGAAGAUCAUCGGAUCUGAGGGAAGUUAUUCGUCGACUGGCGGUCUAAUUCCGGAGAUCUCGGGAUCGAUUAGAAUUCACGGCGAUCGGAAGGGAAUUCUAGGGUUUUGGACACAGAAUUUGACGAGUCGAGUUACUCAGAUAAGAUCCUCGCAAUGCUUCCUGAAGCUGCAGAGACAAAGCUUCGACAGAGAUGUCCUAUUGCGAUUUCAUUUCCAAAUUACUUGACAUUUGAUUAUUGUCACCCAGGACAUCUGCAUGGGAUCUAAGAUGCUCUUUAUUGAUGUCAUGUUCACAGUUCAGUUUAUUCGGAAACAAAUAUUUGGGUAGACAUUGACAAAGAGGGAGAAGAAAAAGAUUGCAAGAACAUUAAUUGAUAUUGUUUGUGUUAUCCCAAUUGCAAUACUGAUGCUUCUACCGCAGAAAAAUGGCUGUUGGCAAAUCAGCGACGAACGUCGAGAUCUUCAAGCCUCGCAUCGACAAGCACGAGUACAGGAGGAUCGUCAUCUCGAAUUCCCUCGAGGCUCUCCUCAUCAGCGAUCCCGAUACUGAUAAGGCUGCUGCUUCAAUGGUGGUUUCGGUUGGAUACUUCAGCGAUCCUGAUGGCCUUGAGGGUUUGGCUCACUUUUUAGAUGGAGGGAAGCACAAAUAUAAGUUCUUCCAAUGGUUCGAGGUCCAUUCAGGAGUAAUCCAUGGAUCACUGUAUUUGGACACAAGUUUGACAGACUUGCAUCCCUAAUUUUGCUCCGAAGGCUUAAAUUUCAAAUAAUUGGAGCCUAAUUUCAGAUGGGAAGGUUAACUUGAGAGAAUCAACUAUCAUCCAAAAAGAGAUUCGAGGUCUCUCUCUCACUUAUCUCUCUCAAUAUGAUCCUCAUCAUCUCUUUGUUCCUGAUCUUUUUUGAACUUUUUUAAGGUGAGUUGAGUUUCCUGAUUCAGGUUUCCGUUUUAAGGUUUAAAGAUUUGGCCAAUUUCAGGUCAGUGUCCCACUCAUUUGGGUUUUGGUGAUUAUAUUGUUAGCAUUGGAUGGGAUUUGAGACUGCCUAUAUACUAUGAUUUUUUUGGGUGCAUUAUAUUAGAUUGCAUGUUUCUGCUGUGGUAAUUAGUUAAGAUUUUGUCAUCA
Messenger RNA from Asparagus officinalis (garden asparagus), 1473 nucleotides. RefSeq names its product insulin-degrading enzyme-like 2. The record is from RefSeq and is a predicted model, not a curated record. Gene Ontology annotation, biological process: peptide catabolic process. Lineage: Eukaryota; Viridiplantae; Streptophyta; Magnoliopsida; Asparagales; Asparagaceae. The transcript is spliced from 6 exons. The coding region runs from base 781 to 1092 and encodes 103 amino acids. Gene Ontology annotation, cellular component: mitochondrion; cytosol. Gene Ontology annotation, molecular function: metalloendopeptidase activity; metal ion binding.